Molecule: messenger RNA, 668 nt
Organism: Klebsormidium nitens
Lineage: Eukaryota; Viridiplantae; Streptophyta; Klebsormidiophyceae; Klebsormidiales; Klebsormidiaceae
Source: the annotation of a GenBank genome assembly
AUGGCUGAAGGAGUGAAGGUCAACAUAGAGCCUUUAGAUGUUGACAACUAUACGGUGUGGUCACAGAGAUUGCAACUUCUCCUGACACACAAUAAGUUGUGGAAAGGGGUCACGGACCCGGCCGGUGAUGCGGAGAGGACCGAUGAAGCAAGAGCUUUGAUAGGCUUGCACGUCCGGCAACAGCACCUAGGGGCAAUCUUAGCAGCUGAGAAUGCCAAGGUAGCUUGGGACGUGCUGAAAAAGACCUACAAGAGCAAGAGUGCGGCUCGAAAGUUGCAACUCCGGCAUGAGUUGAGCACCCUCAAGAUGCAAUCCGGUGAGUCCGUUGCCGCCUAUGUGGGUAGAGCCCAAGACCGGUACCGGGAUUUGCUAGCCGCCGGCUCCGACAUGAAGCCGGAUGAUCUAUCCUUUAGCGUGCUUGCCGGGUUGUCAAGCCGGUUUGAGGGGGUAGUAACGGUGUUGACCACCACCAGGGAGGAGCUAGGCAAGGUGAAAGAGCUUCUCCCAACGUUGCAAGUGUUUGAGCAAAGGCAUGGGCUGUUUGGGGAGCAAGACAGCGGGGCCUCGGGCUCGGCAACGGCGGUGGCCUACGCGACCAGGGGUGGCAACUUGCCGGCAAGGGCAAGUGUACGGCUCCGGAAAGGCUUCCAUGGCUUGCCACAAGUGUG